CCAUAAAGAAAAAAACUUGGCACGGUAGUAGAUCGAGUGUAGACUUGUAUAUAGUACCUGACAUUUAAUUACAUAUCUAUAUCAUAUCUCUAUUUAUAAGGUCGGAUAUGUAUAUCCGAAUAUUGUGAUAUUUAUUUUGAAAUGUUUUGAUUUGUUUAUUUAUUUAUUCAUGUGUUUAUUUGUUUAUGUGUGUGUUUAAAACUACAAAAUGGGUGCAUUAAAAUCGAAAUUCAAAGGAUCUAAAUCUAAAUCUAGCCAAAAGGCGAAAACAAAGAUUCAUUUACCCGAAUCCAGCUCAGCUAAGAAAACUGUUGAUCCGAGGCUGCCAUUCCAGACAUAUAGGCAGAUAUUCAGUUUGAGAAAUGCAUGGAAAGCGGUGACCCGUUCCAUGGAGGAAACUGCAAAGGAAAACCUAAUGAGAUUUUUGAAGAAACAUGAUCAAUUUGCAGAAUAUUUUCCAUCAUACGAUACUAAUAAAAGUGAAGAAGACAUUAAGGACAGUUUCGAAUUUGAAAACGAUGCAUUAGAAAUAUUUGGACUAUUUGACGAUGUUGUAAACAAUUUAGAGGAAGUCGAUAAAGCAUUGGUAGAAAUCAAUCAUGUCUUCUCGACAAAUGAGAAAACAUCAGAAAUACUGAAGGCAAUGGAUCCGACCUUUAUGGGGUUAUUAUCAGAGAUUUUAGGAGACCGUUAUACAGAAACUACAGAAGAAAACUUUCGUUUACUUUAUGACUUUGUUUUGUCAGAAGGCGCAAAAUGUAUAGGCGGCAAAAGUUAACGAACAUGUGAAGAGUAAUAAAUCUACGUAAAACCGACAUUGUAAAACUCUGAUUAACUGAGCAUGCAGAAUCGGACAACCGUCUAUUCCAUUUCUUAGAAAAUAGCGAUAAUUCGAUGUUACCAUUAUAUACCUCCACUGAGUGCAUAUCAUGGAGACGCGUUUUCUAUUUCUAAUCUUUUGUCUUCAAUAGAUAUUUUUGCGAUUUUGGCAAAAAGAUUACUGAUUUUUAUCACAGUCACUUGUCUCUGAAAAAUUAUCCAUUUACAUAAACAUAUAACGAUAGGUUUAGCAAGGUAUAAUAUAGGUAACUGCUUUCCGAGACAAGUACUAGUGAUUUUUUUUAUGUAUUAUACACAAUGAAAACUUAAACGUUGAAUACAAUAAAUAUGCAUUUAUGUCAUUCAAUUGUGUCAUGUAACUUUUUUUAACCAACAAGGUCUCCUCAAUAUCAUUUUAGAAAUUUUAACAACUCAGGUCAAUCUGUCAAUUCGCAGUUGUUUCCCUUUAGCUAUAGAUCCCUCAUUAGACAAACACGUUGUUAUUGAAUGUUGUCAUUUCUAAAACAUGCGGAAAUUUUUCAAAUUACUUCAAUUUCGAUUUAACAGAUGACUAAAAUACUGAAAAAAAGAACAAUAUGCAGUUAUGAUCAUCAGCGCGUAAUUAAUGAGGGUGUAUUAGAUAUAUAUCAGUAACAAAAAAUGUUUAUAGUUUAACCCAGAAUGAGAUGACAAUUCAUUUACUUGUAUGUAAAUAAAUAGGUAUGGAAAGAUUACCAAUUAGACAACUAUUCACUAUAAUAGUUCAAAUCACGCGGAUUGCCGCAACU
This is a messenger RNA of Mytilus trossulus (common blue mussel), 1607 nucleotides long. Its product is annotated as hemoglobin subunit alpha-D-like. NCBI's taxonomy places the organism in Eukaryota, Metazoa, Mollusca, Bivalvia, Mytilida, Mytilidae. The record is from RefSeq and is a predicted model, not a curated record. Gene Ontology annotation, molecular function: oxygen binding; oxygen carrier activity; heme binding. Bases 209 to 778 code for a protein of 189 amino acids. The transcript is spliced from 3 exons. Gene Ontology annotation, biological process: response to hypoxia; oxygen transport.